AGGCAGCCUUCCGCUUUGCCCUCAGUCAGGUUACAAAACCGAAGCUGAGCUCCGAACAGCCUCACGGACCCGCCCGGACCUGACCCUGCACCGGGAUGGGCUUCGAACACUUCUGCAGCGUGGACCGGUCCGACCCGUUCUGGGUGAGUGUCCGGGUUGUUUCCCGCGUUUUUACAGUUUGUCCGGCUGUUGUUAUCAGCCCGUGGAGGGGGCGCGUGCUAACGUGAUUAGCCCCGGUAAGUUACGCCGCUGCUGUCCUCCUCCUCCUCCUCCUCCGUGACAGCAGCAGCAGCUUCACGUAACAACCGGCUUAGAACCGCGAGACCGAGCACGCGCAUGUGUUGUAUCACGGACCCAUGGUUACAUGGUGAGCGCACACGCGCAUACACUCUGGUUGGUUUAUUCUGUUAUUACGGUUUUUACCGUUUUCACCGGUUCAGUGAGACAGGGAGGGACUGUGAGGGGGGCCUGGUGGGUCCGGUCCUGGAUGCUGUCAGAGAAACAGAGUCAGAGCAGAAGAGGAAAAGCGUGAAAAUUCAUGUUAAAGUGGAGAAAUCUGAGCGAAAUUCCUCACAGAUAACAUGAGUCAGCACAUUUUUUCCACUUCAGCCUCACUAACUUCUGUGAAACAUCAUUAUCUCUGUGUGUGUGUGUGUGUGUGUGUGUGUGUGUGUGUGUGUCUGUCUGUCUGUGUUUUUUAUGGCACUUUUCAGACAAGAAAUGCAGCUCAAAGUGCUACACAAAGGCUAAAAACAACAAUUAACCCAACGAUAUCGAUUUUUUUGCGGCCGAUACCGAUUACCGAUUAGUCGGCCGAUUUUUUUCUUUUAAUGAAGUUAUAAAAAAUACAUAUAUACUGUAAAUAUCUACAGUAUAUACUGUAGAUUUUUACAGUAUACUAUAUAGUGUAAAUAUACUGUAGUCGACUGCUCUUCACGCCGACAGGAAGACCGACUGAUCAAACUCAGACCAGAAAAGCGUUUUCAACUAUUCAUGCAGCUGCCUCAAUAGGAGAAGUAGCUUGAUCACGUAAUGUGUACUCUUGUUUAUUCUACUGUUACUGUAUUGUUAAAGAGACAUUGCCUGACACUGAGACAUUACGUGAGGAAAGAGCUACCUGUGGUAAACACUGGAGAUAAAAAUAAAAAUGGUAAAAAGAAAGAUUAAAACCUGAUGGACUAAAACAAGAAAAUAAUAUUAAAUGAACAUAAGUGAGAGCUCUUUACCAUAUUAAAGGGGGUAAAAGAAGUGAAAACCUAUGACAGGAGUUAAGAAAAACACUAAGAGCAGAGAUAAUUGAUAAAAUGACAUUAAAUAAACAGUUAGUGAAAAGCCUGGUUAAAAGGUGAGUCUUGAGCCUCUUCUUAAAAAUAUCAACAGUCAAAAAUUUGUUUUAUACAUCAAUUGUGGUGUCUAUGAGCUACAACAUGAGGUCAAAAACCUAACAUAAAAGUCCACUAUUUUAGUUUAGAGGACUAAUAAAGUCAUCAUAGUAGUUCUGGGGUAAGUGAGAAAGUAAAGGAGUCUGAUGAGAGGAUCAGAGUUUCACUUCAGAUUGUUGAAACGUUUGACUUUUUCUUUUCAAAAAUACAGAUCUGUGAAUGUUCUGAAUCACUUUUAGACAUUCUCAUGUUAAAAUGUUUUUUUACAAAACAGCUUUUUAGCAGUUAUAUGCAAUAAUAAUAAAAAGAAUUAUUGUACCAGUUGAAUAGUGUAUAAUAGAUAAAAAUACACAUGAAUGUGAAGAAGUGACUGUUUGGUAAGAGAGGGCUGGGGUGGAGAUGGUGAACUUACCCCGUACACGGGGUAAAUUGACCAUAGGAGACCACUUUUUUUUUGUCCUGCUAUAUUAUCAAGACAGUUCUGUUUACACUCAUUCUGUUGGUUUGCAGGGAUGACCAACAUCUUGAAAUAUAUAUGCAAAUAUACUAAUUAGAGACAAAAUUAGAAUAGCCUUGAUGUAGUGAUCCCAAAUAUGAAAACUGGCUCAUCUUACCCCACUCUCCCCUAUGUGUGUUUGUAUGUGUACCGCGGUUGUAUCAGUUGUUAUCAGGUUACAGCAUGGUGCCAGAAAAACUGUCAGACGUAACCGUGUGUUGACCUUUAACAUCAGUCUGCUGCUCCUCCUCAGAAAAACACGGAGAGGUUUGUGUGGUAAACAGAGCAGAUAUGGAUCGUUUUCAUUCUUCAUUUCAAGAGCCUCAAACACGGGCUGCUGAGGAUAAGGCCGUGAACGCUCAGGUGGAGAGCUGUCAUCCGUCUCUGCUGCUGUAGUCAUUAACUCGACUAAAUGAGCCGCCUGAGCUGAUUGACAUUUGCUCUGUGUUUGUUCUACAUUCAACCACGGAGAUGUGCAGAGUACAAGCAUACCGAUACCACUCAGAGAAACCACACACAGAACAACAACACAGUUUGUAGAAGAGAACAGAAAGUUUCGCAGCUGAUUCAAAGCGAAAAUACAGAGUGAUGAGAAAAACAAGGGGAGCAGAAAGUCUGAUCUUUGUCUUUAAAACAUGUUGACGAGAAUAAAAGUGAAGUUUGGCCAAGAAAAUUUACUAAAGGACUCAGGUAUAUUAUUUUAUUUUACUGUCUAGCACUGGUAUUUUAUGCGUUCAUUUUAUUUUUACUGUAUUCAGAUACUCUCCCUAAAAUUUAACCCUAAAAGAAGUAAAAAGUUUAAUCGAUUGACAUUUAAGAGUGCACCAGGUGACUGUGUAACAUACCACUGAGCCUCUUUUAGCUCACACUUUGUUUUAUGAUCUAACCGCCGCUCUCUGCUGCCUCCAGUGGUUUAAAACAUCACUGCAGCUUCAGAAUAAAAAAAUCAGAGUUCCUUUAUCUCCUGUCUCUCCUCUCCCAGGACUGGAACCGGAGCUGGAACACGUCUAACCCGGACCUCACCCAGUGCUUCCAGAACACUAUACUGGUGUGGCUGCCAUGCUUUUACCUCUGGCUGUCCGCUCCCAUCUACCUCAUCUAUCUGCGCGGUCACGAUCGAGGUUACAUCUGCAUGAGCCACCUAAACAAGGCCAAAACUGUGAGUCAUGUGACCCGCCGCCGGUACUGUGAGAAUUGAAUGUUUAUUGUUGAAUUUAAUCCUUUCCGGGGUUAUCUCGUGUCGUUGAAGCAGGAAGCAAAGGUUUUUUUUACAGUUGGUUUAACUGAAGUUUAAGUGGAAUAAAUGCAGGAUACAUGAAAACAAAGGUUGGUUGCAGCUCUGUGAGUGUUCUCAUGUUCCUCUUGCGGUGUUUUCUUGGAAAUCAGACACUAUUUUUAGACGCUACACUGCUUACAGUGCGAUUAAAGGGUCACUCUUCCUUGUUUUCAACACAGUGUCUAAAGUUCUUGCUUUUCUUUUGGUUCCUAUCAGUAAAAGGGAACAUUGCAUCGCCUCCUCAGGGGGAUUUCACAAGAACGUGAACCCUGACUUUGGCUUAUUGUGCAGAAAAAUAUUGAUUUAGCUCUCAUUGUUGAGUGAGUCCCUGUGAAAGUUGGAUGUUUCCCUCGGUCAGAGAGCAGUGAUGAGUUUUUCUCUCCUCAGGUGGUCGGUCUCCUCCUCUGGUUGGUCUGCUGGUCAGAUGUCUUUUAUUCUUUCUGGGAAAGAAGUCACGGCAGCAGCGUUCCUCCGCCGGUCCUCCUCGUCAGCCCGACUGUCCUGGGUCUGACCAUGGUGAGAGGACACGUUUGACUCUUUCUACCUUUCACAUUUCCAAAAGCCAAAAUAAAGUUCAGGUGAAUCUGUCAGGAGAAUAAUCAUUAGUUCCUUGUUGUGGAGCCGCAGCUUGACUGACAUGUGAGCAUUUCAGAGGACAGGAUGAACCUGUUUCAGGUCAACCAGAGCCUCAUUAAGAAAUGACGAGGGUGUGUUUGUGGUUUAAGUGUGUGUUCAUGUUUGUCCUCCAGCUGCUCGCCACGUUUUUAAUCCAGUACGAGCGAAUGAAGGGGGUCCAGUCGUCCGGACUGAUGCUGAUCUUCUGGUUGCUGGCGCUGGUGUGCGCCACAGUCACCUUCAGGUCCAAGGUCCUGCAGGCUCUAGACCAGGUCAGAGCUGCUGCUAUGAUGCAUUUAAAGUAAAAAUCUCAAUAUCUCAGGAAAAACUCCUGAACUGUGUGUUUGUACCUGCAGCUGUCGUCAGUGAGCGUGUGGAGGUUCACCACCUUCUACAUCUACUACGCUCUGCUGCUGGUGGCCCUCAUCCUGUCCUGUCUGUCAGACCAGCCGCCCCUCUUCUCCCAGGCUGUCAAAGACCAGGUAAGUCCUCCUCACCUGUCUCUCUAUCAGUCCUCUUUUGUUGACCCUAACAACCACCCAAUACCCGUCGUCUGGUGGACGUAGCGUUCAGCCUAAGACCGGUGAUUACCUGUUAUCAUGAGAGUGUGUGAACAGGUGGAUUAAACACCUGUCCCCCCUCCAUCACCUGGGCUGGAUCUCAAAUAUUGAUCCAUGGGUCAUAAAUAAGCAGAGCAAACCGAUCAUCAUCAUCAUCAUCAGACUCAUGGUUCAUCUCUGUCUGUGUUUGUGUUCAGAACCCGUGUCCAGAACCGGGGGCGUCCUUCCUCUCCAGAAUCACCUUCUGGUGGAUCACCAGGUGAGCUGACUGGACUCAGAGACUCAUUUAUGAUUAUUUUUGACAUGAUCAGAAAUGGAAGUUAAUAUCUCCUGAUGACUCCUCUCCUGAUCUGUCACCCUCGACUUCCUCCUUCCUUACACGAUCUCUUUAGGAUGAUGAUAAUUGGAUACCGGCGCCCCCUGGAGGAGAAGGACUUGUGGUCCCUGAACCCUGAGGACCGAUCACAUCGAGUCGUUCCACAGCUGGUGACUCGCUGGAACAACGAGUGCCAGAAAGUCAAGAGGUCAGCGGAUCAGGCGCAUCACACGUGACAAACAGAGCUUCAUCAAACUCCAUUUCUAAUCAUCUCCAUCUUUGUCUUCUGUCAGGACGGAGCAGAAGAUGCUGUACUCCCCUAAACGAGUCCCUCACACUGAGAAUAAAGAGGGCUGCGCCGUGGAGGAGUCUGAGAUCCUGAUUGUGAAGAACCCUCAGAAAACCAAGGAGCCCUCUCUGCUGUGGGCCCUGUGCCUCACCUUCGGCCCCUACUUCCUCAUCUCCUGCCUCUACAAGGCCAUCCAGGACAUCCUCAUGUUCGUCGGCCCUGAGAUCCUGAGGUGAGAAACCCCUGAAGCUGUAGACACAGCUGUGUUUAUUUUUCAUCUCUGCUGUCGACAUAUUUGUUCUGGAUUUUUACGAGUUUUUAUCGGGUUCGGCUCCUGAAUUUGUCGGAUAUUUCCCUCCUGGGCUGUUGAAGCAUGUUGUCACCUGCUGUCCAUUUCAGUGAUGUGUUUAUUUAAGUAUUUACAAAUAUAACCAUGUGGCAGCUGCAGCUACACUAUCAGCGGUGGAAACACUUAAUCAUGUAAACCAAGACCAAGACUUGUUGAUGGAGGCGCACCGCCACAAGGCAGCGCCUCCUGAGGGAUCUUUGUGUUCUCUUGUAUUGUAAACACUGAAACACAGAAACACUGAAAUACAAGCUCAUGUGGAAUAAUCAUCAGAAAUCUGGAACUUUUUUAUUUUAUUUUGACUUCUUUUCAUUUUUUAUUAACAGUCAUCAGGUAUCAGAGUCACAUAUGUUUGCUCAAAAGUCGCCUAAGCCUAAAGAAGAACCAACCGGCAGGGGAACACGUCAGGGCAAACAGACUUGUAACAUUUGUGAACAGGGAGGGAGUGAUCACCUCCUCCUCCUCAGAACACAGUCCAUCAUUUAUGGAAAUAAAUCCGACUCGCUUGGAGUCGAUUCAUUUUCCCAGAAUGAAGAAAAAUCAUCUCAGUUUUUGACCCUCAAACUCUGCCGUCCUCUCUGUUUCAUGAAACCUUUGAGUCCUGAGACUUUCGAGGAUAUUUGAUCUCAGACUUUUCUCGUCUGUGGCGUUUAAAACGGUGAACUUUAAGACCGUUUUCUUUGGAGCUGCACAUAUUUCAAACCCGGUUUAGUCUUUUUAAGAUUGUGGAGACAGUUUGGGUGGCGUGUCUGUGGAGGAGGAGGUGUAGAUGAGAUGGUUUGAGGAGAUAAACCGCAGCUUCAUUCAUCUUCUUCAUUUCGUCUCAUCCAGGCUGCUGAUCCGCUUCGUGAACGACUCCAGCGCCCCCUCCUGGCAGGGUUUCUUCUACACGGCCCUCCUCUUUGUCUGCACCUGCGUCCAGUCGCUCAUCCUGCAGAGAUAUUUCCACGUCUGCUUCGUGUCGGGCAUGCGUCUGCGCUCCGCCAUCAUCGGAGCCGUGUACAGAAAGGUAAAAGCGCGAUCGAUGACCUCACCGUCAGUUUAGUCACUUUUUGAGUGUGUGCUCGUCUGUAAGUCUAAUCCUUGUGUGUUUUCGGAUCCGUCAGGCGUUGGUGAUCAGCAGUGCGGCUCGUCGAACCUCCACCGUGGGGGAGAUUGUGAACCUGAUGUCCGUGGACGCUCAGCGCUUUAUGGACCUCAUCACCUACAUCAACAUGAUCUGGUCCGCCCCCCUGCAGGUGGUGCUCGCCCUCUACUUCCUGUGGCAGGUGAGAUCCCAGAGCAGGUACCAGAAGACUCUGCCUGAUGGGAAAUGAAGGAGCAGAUGUUUAUUUUGUCUCCUGUUGUCUUCAUCAGAACCUGGGUCCGUCUGUGCUGGCCGGAGUAGCUGUGAUGGUUCUGAUGGUUCCUGUUAACGCGGUGAUCGCCAUGAAAACCAAAACCUACCAGGUCAAACUUCUCUCCUUUACCUCCACCAGACGCCUCUGCGUGUCACCGGGUCAGUUUGAUCAUGUCGUUUGUCCUCCUGUCCUCCAGGUGGCCCAGAUGAAGAGUAAAGACAGCCGCAUUAAGCUGAUGAACGAGAUGCUGAACGGCAUCAAGGUGCUGAAGCUCUACGCCUGGGAGCUCGCCUUCAGAGACAAGGUGUCAGAGAUCAGAGAGAGCGAGCUGAAGGUCCUGAAGAAGGCCGCGUACCUGGGAGCCAUGUCCACCUUCACCUGGGUCUGCGCACCUUUCCUGGUGAGUCCGUCCUCCUGGUUUUUUCGUUCUUUAGUUGCUCAUCGUUCUACUCGAACCCUAAAAACCCGAGGACCUAAAACUCGUAAUGACCUCCUUAUAUUUUCUCUCUGUGUGCAGGUCGCUCUCUCCACGUUCUCUGUCUACGUUCUGAUCGACGAAGAAAACGUGCUCGACGCUCAGAAGGCGUUUGUGUCUCUGGCGCUCUUCAACAUCCUUCGUUUUCCUCUCAACAUGCUGCCCAUGGUCAUCAGCAGUAUGGUGCAGGUACGUCUACACUUAAUGUCUGAUUUUAAAGUGGUUUUCAGGGUGGACUGUGGGUGGGUAUCAGAACAACAAUAUGAUUAAUUUGAGGUGACUUUAUGUGGGUUUUUUCUCCCUCUGCUCUCGUCUUCAGGCCAGCGUGUCUCUGAAGCGUCUCCGAGUGUUUCUGUCUCACGAGGAGCUGCAGGAGGACAGCGUGGAGCACAAAGCAGCGGCAGACUGUGAGUCCGUCACGAGUCCUCAUGGUUGUUUAUUUUAAUAAAUACUAAAAUAUUCCAGCUUAACGCCUCUCUACUGUCGUCCUCUCAGCGCCGUUCAGCAUCUCCAUGGAGGACGCCGUCUUCAGCUGGUCCAGAACUGAAUCACCGACUCUCAAGAAGUACGUGUGUCAACUUCACUCAGAGUCUUUAAGUGAACAAAAACAUAGAAGUCUAAAAAAGGAUCAUCCAACAUGAUCUGUGUCGUCAUGGAUACGCAGGAGCAAAAUUAUUUAGUUUAUGUCCAAGGGAAAGUCAGAGCUAGUAGAAACAAGAAGAAAAUUUUGCACUUGUAAAAACCAAUUCCCCUGAUUCUCCUCCUGUUUUUCUUCAGGCUGAAUGUGUGUAUCCCAGAAUGCUCUCUGGUUGCCGUGGUGGGACACGUGGGUUCAGGAAAGUCCUCUCUGCUCUCCGCUCUGCUGGGAGAGAUGGACAAACUGGAAGGAAGUGUGUCCGUGAAGGUAUCUGCUCCUCCUCACGUGGAAAUAAGUGAUCUAUUCAUCUACGUAUCUGAGACUUAGUUUGUUUUCUUCUCUGGGUUUCUGCAGGGCUCCGUGGCUUAUGUCCCCCAGCAGGCCUGGAUCCAGAACUCCACCCUGAAGGACAACAUCAUGUUCGGACAGGAGAGGAGAGAGGCCUGGUACCAGCAGGUGGUGGAGGCGUGUGCGCUCAGACCGGACCUGGAGAUCCUCCCGGCUGGAGACGAGACCGAGAUCGGAGAGAAGGUGCUGGUCUAAGUGCUCUAGCUGUACCGGGUCCAAAUGUAGGGUAGGAAGGUAGGGGAUGAGUUAAGGAAAGAAGGAAGGAAGGAAGGGUCAAAACUAGAGGUACACAUGUGGAACUAAUGGAGAGUCUAAGCUAAGGGUCUUCAAGAGUUAAAAAUAGAUGUUUCAGCUGCUUAGGUCUGGAAGUAGACCAGUUUUCCCACAGGACUGACGGUCCAAACCUGGACCCUAACAGUCCUGGGGUCACUCUGUCUCUCUGUCUUGCUGCCUUAAGUGUUCCUCGCAGUCGUGUCUCAUUUCUGUCUCCGUCCUGAUCAGGGGGUAAAUCUGUCCGGCGGUCAGAAGCAGAGGGUCAGCCUGGCUCGUGCCGUCUACUGCGACCGAGCCGUCUACCUGCUGGACGACCCGCUCUCCGCCGUCGACGCUCACGUAGGAAAACACAUCUUUGACCACGUGGUGGGCCCGCAGGGACUGUUAAAGGACAAGGUGUGUGUGUGAGAGAUCUCUGCAGCAGAAGUUUACUGUGAGCUAACGCCUCAGAAUAAUCAUGAACACGUGUGUUUGUUCAGACUCGUGUGCUGGUCACACACGGCCUGAGCUACCUGCCUCAGGUGGACCUGAUCCUGGUGAUGGUGGAGGGUCAGAUCACAGAGAUGGGCUCCUACCAGCAGCUCAUGGACAGGGACGGCGCCUUCGCCGAGUUUCUGCGGACGUACUCGGCGGGUGAACACACCGAAGACGACGGUGAGACUCUUUGACUGAGUGCAGGUUUUGAUUUUUUUAGGGAUCAGUCCAAAAUGACUAAACAUUAACUUUGUGUAGAAUCGGCUCCAAAGAGCGGGACCAAAGUUCUGGAGAACGGCAGCGUGACGACUCUCGUUGGGUGAGUAAAAACACAGAUUUGGAAACACAGACCGCCUCUCUGUCGGCUGAGAUCUUCGCCUUUUUUACGGUUAUUUACUGUUUUUCUGGUUUCUGUGUCGGAGCAGCAGCCCGACUGUCAGCACUUCAUCCAAACAAACCGAGAAAGAAGACCAGAUCCAGAACAAGAAGACCAAGAGCCCCGAUGUGGGGAAGCUGACAGAGGCGGACAAAGCCAGCACAGGACAGGUGAGCAAAGACUUCCUUUUCUUUACCUGGUCCCUGAUCCUGAUCCUGGUCCUGAUCCCGGCCCGCCUCCUCUCCCUCCUCAGGUGAAGCUCGCCGUCUUCUGGACUUACCUGAAAGCCAUCGGCGUUCUCCUGUCCAUCAUCAGCAUCUUCCUCUUCUUCGUCCAUCACCUCGUCUCGCUGUUCUCCAACUACUGGCUGAGUCUGUGGACGGACGACCCCGUCAUCAACGGCACGCAGCCCAACAGACUGAUGAGGCUGGGGGUCUACGGGGGGUUCGGACUGUCCCAGGGUGAGGAGGGCGAUAACCAACGAUAGUCUCUCUGAUCAGACCUUCAGGAACCAGGUCUCUAACUCCGAUUCUGUCUUCCAGGUGUGGCCGUGUUCGGUUACUCCCUCGCCAUGUCCAUCGGCGGCAUCCUGGCGUCCCGUUACCUCCAUCAGUCCAUGCUGUACGACGUCCUCAGGUCACCCAUGUCCUUCUUCGAGCGAACGCCGAGCGGGAACCUGGUGAACCGCUUCGCCAAAGAGAUGGACACCAUCGACUCGGUGAUCCCCAGCAUCCUCAAGAUGUUCAUGGGCUCCAUGUUCAACGUGAUGGGCUCCUGCGUCAUCAUCCUCAUCGCCACGCCGCUCGUCGCCAUCAUCAUCCCCGUUCUGGGUUUGCUUUACUUCUUCGUUCAGGUCGGUGCUCAGAGGACGUGAAACUUCAAAUAUCUGGACCUGGUUUUCAUGGAGGUAAUUUAAGAUGUCUGAUGUCCUUCUGUCGUCUCUUUAGAGGUUUUACGUGGCGUCGUCUCGUCAGCUGAAGCGCCUGGAGUCGGUCAGUCGCUCGCCGAUUUACACGCACUUCAAUGAGACUCUGCUGGGAACCUCUGUCAUCAGAGCCUUCGGCGAACAGGAACGCUUCAUCCGGGAGAGCGACCAGCGAGUCGACCACAACCAGAAGGCGUACUACCCCAGCAUCGUGGCGAACAGGUAGAAGAACGUCUCACUGACGGACGUUAAUGCAGGUGUGGACGCCGCUGAUGUUCUGUCUCAUGUUUGUGGUCGUGCAGGUGGCUGGCCAUUCGUCUGGAGUUUGUGGGAAACGUCAUCGUGUCGUCUGCGGCUCUGUUCGCGGUCAUCGCCAGAGAGGAUCUGAGCCCCGGCAUCAUGGGACUGUCCAUCUCCUACGCCCUGCAGGUAAACUCGCUGCCUGACGGAGGAAAAAUGUGAAACAGCUUAACCAGAACAGAGAAAGUAAAUCUGAAAGUGAGUAUGAGAGGUGUGACGACUCGUCUGUGUUCUCUCCUUUGCGAUCAGCUGACGGCGUCGCUGACCUGGCUGGUGAGGAUGUCCUCUGACGUGGAGACAAACAUCGUGGCGGUGGAGAAAGUCAAAGAGUACAGGGACACAGAGAAGGAGGUACGGAGACGCUUCUGUCCGCUUUUAAAGCUCCUGUAGGGAACUUCUCUUGACUUCUUAUGAUCAAAUGUGUGGUUUAUUGUGGUUGUUUAAAGACUGUUUCGGUGUCGUUGUGUCGUGUUAAUGGUGUCGUCUGACCUGUAGGCGGAGUGGAAGCUGGAGUCGUCCUCUCUCCCCCCGGGGUGGCCCACUCAGGGCUGCAUCGACAUCCGUGGUUUCAGUCUGAGGUACCGACACGACCUGGACCCGGCUAUCUGUAACAUCAACAUCAACAUCCAGGGAGGAGAGAAGGUCAGACUUGCUGCAGCAGUCGGCUCUUUGACUCUGGUGGAUUUUUUUUACAUCUACUGCAUAGUGAAGUUUUUGGGGGUCUCUGUUUCAUCAUCAGGUGGGGAUCGUGGGCCGCACCGGAGCGGGGAAGUCCUCCCUGACACUCGGUUUGUUCAGGAUCAUCGAAGCAGCGGGGGGACAAAUCCUCAUCGAUGGCGUGGACAUCUCCAAACUGGGCCUUCAUGAGCUGCGAUCCAGAAUCACCAUCAUCCCUCAGGUGGGUUCACAGAGGACCUGUUCACAGCAGCUCUUCUGCGUUUGGAAUAAAACCUGAUUCCCCUCCUGCCUUCUGUCUCUCCUCAGGACCCGGUGCUGUUUUCAGGCUCUCUGAGGAUGAACCUGGACCCGUUUAACAGUUACUCCGACGAGGAAGUGUGGCGAGCUCUGGAGUACUCACACCUGAAAAACUUUGUGUCUGGUCUGCCCGACAAACUGAACCAUGAGUGCAGUGAGGGAGGAGAGAACCUCAGGUACACCGGAGACAGAUGCAAGAAUAUCUCUCUGUCUUUACAUGAAAAAGAUUUUUGUUUCUUCUGCAGACCAACCCUCAGUCUGUUUUUCUCACAGCUGCAGCAUCUGGUGUAGACUUUAAUCUCGUCUCUUUCUCUCUCUGUGUUUCCUCUCAGCGUGGGUCAGAGGCAGCUGCUGUGUCUGGCUCGAGCUCUGCUGAGGAAGACGAAGAUCCUGGUCCUGGACGAGGCCACAGCAGCUGUGGACAUGGAGACAGACAACCUGAUCCAGUCCACCAUCCGGUCUCAGUUUGAGGAGUGCACAGUCCUGACCAUCGCUCACCGCCUCAACACCAUAAUGGACUACACCAGGUACAAGAUGUUCCACACAGCACAGUAUUUAACGGAACAGUGGAUAUCCAGUCAUAUUAAAGUCUUUCAGACCUUUUGAGGGACCGUAUCUAGUUUAGCUGAAUAGACCUGAAGCUACAGAAAUGUGCAGAAUAACUCAGAAACUAAUGAAAAAUAUUAAACACUUGUAUAUUAUCUCUAUUUUAACUUAUUGUACUUAUUUUAUCAAUUAUUUAUCUCCUCUUUUUACUGUAUUUGCGCUGGAGUAUUUCUGAUUCUGAUUCUGAAACCUGAGUGCAGUUUCAGGCUGUAGUCCUGGUCCUGGUUUUCAUCAGUUCUCCGUCUCUUUCAGGGUCCUUGUUUUGGAAAAAGGAGAGAUGGCGGAGUUCGACUCUCCCUCCAGCCUCAUGGCUCAAAAAGGAGCCUUUUACAAAAUGGCGAAGGACGCGGGGCUGGUCUGAACAGGUAGAGGACCUCGCCUGUCCUCGCCCAGUCCAGCUGCUCCACUGAGCCCCCUCCAGCUCCUCCGCCCCCCCCUGCUGAGGGGGUCCAGAGUCAGAGAGCGGAAAGCGGAGGAAGUAGGUUCAGAAUAGAGUGCCUGAAUGAUAAAUGAGGGGUGCCGAGGAGAACUCGGGUUCCGGUCCGAGCCGCUCCACCCUCAUUUUUCACACAACGCCGCUCCUCACUGUUAAUCCAGAUUGCGCUCAUGUACUCCUCGCUCUUACAUGCUGUUGUUUCACAUCACUGCCGUUUCCACCCAGAGGUGCAGAUGAGUUCAGACUCUUAUUUUGACAGAGGAUUGUACUUGUGCUUGAGUUUUAUUGUGGUAGGACAGAACCGCUGCAGUCUGACCGCUGCAGUCUGACCUGUACGUUUAAAUCAUGUAGUGCCAAAUAUGCCCUAAAAUACAAAGAUUAAACUGACUCUGCAUGAAUGGGCGGAGCUUUAGAGCGCCAUCAUCAUCAUCAGGAAGUGGAGGUGUUAGCAUGUGAUUGGUCAGAAACAUCAGGUACGCUGAUGAUGUCAGACCUGAAACACAUGAAUAAGACAAAAGCUAAAAAAACGCACAAACUGUUGGAUCGUCUCCGACCGUUUCCAGCGGACUCUGACUUUAAACGCAGCACUGACUGUUUAUUUAUUGUUUUUAUGUUCAGCUUUAAGUUCAUGAGGCUGCGCUCUGUGGUAAAUGUUCUUUAAUUAGGUCAGAAGGUACUGAAUGUGCAGCAAAUGGACCCCGUUAUCUCCUCGGGUUCAUUACAGUACAAAUCUGAGGAGAAGUUACAGGUUCAAGUCGCACUCUACGCUAAAAAUGCCAACAAGUUAAAAAAGGUCAUUCAGAGUCGAUGACAGCUGUCUGUUUUUGUUAACUUCUUUGUAUUGCUGUGUGUACGUGUGUUUUAUUUUAAGUAAAUAAAGAUAUUUUGAGUAUA
Xyrichtys novacula (pearly razorfish) is the source of this 13339-nucleotide messenger RNA. NCBI's taxonomy places the organism in Eukaryota, Metazoa, Chordata, Actinopteri, Labriformes, Labridae. The record is from the annotation of a GenBank genome assembly.